This is a messenger RNA of Oncorhynchus keta (chum salmon), 2538 nucleotides long. RefSeq names its product solute carrier family 13 member 4-like. Bases 560 to 2497 code for a protein of 645 amino acids. Gene Ontology annotation, cellular component: membrane. Gene Ontology annotation, biological process: monoatomic anion transmembrane transport. NCBI's taxonomy places the organism in Eukaryota, Metazoa, Chordata, Actinopteri, Salmoniformes, Salmonidae. The transcript is spliced from 15 exons. Gene Ontology annotation, molecular function: transmembrane transporter activity. The record is from RefSeq and is a predicted model, not a curated record.
UGAAAAGUCAUGGUGCUGAGAACCUCUUUAUAUAGGCAUUUAUUGCACUCACAGUAGCCUAUAUACAGUUGUGCCUCCUGGUCUAUCUCAAACAUCAGCAUUUUACAACACUUUACCGAACCUUUAUUUGAGCAGGGAGCCCCAUUGGGACCAAGGUUUCCUUUGCAAGGGAGCCCUGAAGAAGAGACCUUAUCUGCUGGUAUUCAGAUAAGAAUAAGUAGGCAGGCAGCAUUGAAAAAUAAGUAACUAUUUGUUUCACUUGUAGAUCUCCUAGCUGAACUCAGAGGUGGGGGUUGCCUGCAGGUCAAGUACGGAGGUGAGGUUGUCCAAAUAGCAGUUUUCAGACGGACUGUGCGCUGCAGACUGCAGUACAUCGCCACCAGAACUAAACAAGCAGAACCUGCAAAUAGAAACUUCAGUUUUCACUCCAGAAGGAGACAUUUAAAGGGAUUUUUAUUUUACUUUCACUAAGACUUCAUGUCACGCCAAAUAACCAGUUAAAAGGGACCAGCAAGCCAGCUUCUCUGCGCUGAGACCGAACCCAGGCGAGCAGUCCCCGAUGAGGCUGGAGGCCGCCGCAAGGAUGGACCUUAUCAAGAAGCUAUGGAGAGCACGCAAGCUGAUCCUGGUGGUGCUGAUCCCGCUGUCGCUGCUGCCGCUGCCCCUCAUCCACCCCACCAGCGAGGCCUGCUGUGCGUACGUGUUGAUAGUGACAGCAGUGUACUGGGUAUCAGAAGCUGUACCCCUGGGAGCUGCUGCCCUCGUACCAGCCUUCCUAUACCCGCUGUUCGGAGUGCUCAAGUCCAGCGAGGUAGCUGCAGAGUACUGUAAGGACACCACUCUGCUGCUGAUGGGGGUGAUCUGUCUGGCGGCCUCCAUAGAGAAAUGGAAUCUCCACAAACGCAUCGCUUUACGCAUGGUCAUGAUUGCCGGAGCCAAGCCUGGCAUGUUGGUGCUGGGUUUCAUGUGCUGUACGGUCUUCCUGUCCAUGUGGCUCAGUAACACCUCCACUACUGCCAUGGUGAUGCCCAUCGCUGAGGCCGUCCUGCAGCAGCUCAUCAGCACCGGCGUGGCCGACACCCAGGAAGACUCCGAAACCGUCGAGGCCACCGAGGACGGCUGCCUCAGCGACAGGGAAGAGAAUCUGGAACAGAACCAACUGGAGCGUCUGUAUCGCAGAGACAGCUGUAUGAAGCAGGAGCUCUGCACUCUGACUGAGUUGCCGACUGUGGAGACUAACGGGACUGGGAGGAAGGCCAGUAAGACCAGUCUGGGCCAGUUGUCCCUAAAACAGACCAACGGACACCUGCCAUCGACAGCGAUCAGCAUCCCAGAGGCCAAGAAGGAGAAGGAGAGCAAGAACUCUCGCUACCCCACCAAGAGAGAUCAUAUGAUCUGUAAAUGUCUCUCGCUCAGCAUCACGUACGCAGCCACCAUUGGAGGCCUCAUCACCAUCACCGGCACCUCCACCAACCUUAUCUUUGCCGAACAGUUCAACAAUCGCUACCCGGAUGCGAAGGUGAUCAACUUUGGGACCUGGUUCAUCUUCAGUUUCCCCAUCGCGAUCAUCAUGCUGCUGCUGACCUGGGUCUGGCUGCACUUCCUCUUCCUCGGCUGCAAUUUCAGGGAGACAUGCUCGUUGAGUAAAAAGCGUAAGACAAGGAGAGAGAUGCUGUCAGAGAGGAAGAUCCACGAGGAGUACAUAAAGCUUGGGCCCAUCAGCUACCCAGAGGUGGUGACAGGAGUGUUCUUCAUCCUGAUGACUCUGCUGUGGUUCACCAGAGAACCGGGCUUCGUACCCGGGUGGACGUCGCUGUUCGAGAAGAAAGGCUACAGGACCGACGCCACUGUCUCUGUGCUACUGGGCUUCCUGCUCUUCCUUAUCCCGGCCCGUCGGCCAUUCUCUCGGGCCCCCAGAACCCCCGCAGGGGACAGCUCCGCAGAAAGAGACCCAGACCCCAUGGCCCCCAUGAUCACCUGGAAGGACUUCCAGAAUCUCAUGCCCUGGGAGAUCGUCAUCCUUGUGGGAGGGGGCUACGCCUUGGCUGCUGGCUGCAAGGUGUCAGGGCUGAGUGUGUGGAUCGGCAGACAGCUGGAGCCCAUGAGUGGUCUACCCCCGUGGAUGGUCACGCUGCUGGCCUGCCUGCUCGUCUCCGCGGUUACAGAGUUCGCCAGCAACCCCGCCACUCUCACCGUGUUCCUACCUAUCCUCUCUGCUCUGUCGGAGACCCUGCAGAUCAACCCCCUCCACACACUCAUCCCCGCCACCAUGUGUGUGUCAUUUGGGGUCAUGCUGCCUGUCGGGAACCCCCCCAACGCCAUAGUGUUCAGUUACGGACAUGUGCAGAUCAGCGACAUGGUGAAGGCAGGAUUCGGGGUGAAUCUGAUUGGUGUUCUCGUGGUGAUGCUGGCCAUAAUGACCUGGGGCGUGCCCCUCUUCAACCUGACUGAGUACCCAGACUGGGCCAUCGCCAGGAACUUCACUGGCAGCUUAUAACCACGCGGGGGCGCGAGAGAGAGUGCAGACGGUCACAGAGA